AUUCCAAAUGUUUUCAGAGUUAAUGGGUCGACACCUAUUCAAAUAGUUGUUUACAUGCAAUGUUGCUAAAAUUGAGAAUCGUAUGUUACGACUCAUGUUUUGUUGUAAACAACGUAUUUAAUUUAAGAUCUGGACGCAACUGAUCAACAUGGAAAAGAAGAAUAACUUCACUGUGCAAACCAUUGCAAUAGCCUUUGCUUUGGUGGUUGCUGUCUUGUCUUUUGUAUGCUCAAUUGUAGUAUACUACGAAACACAAAAACAAAAUGGUGGGCCAGUCGAACUGGAUGCUAAAAUAGCCAAAUUGAAUAACGAACUGUACCAAGUGAAAUAUGAUCUCGUUCAAGUAACCGGUGAGCUUAUUCAGGUCAAACAUGAACUUGGCAAAGUCAAAGAAGAGUUCUUUCAACAACAAAACGAAUCUAGAAAUGAAGUUUUUAACGUGAAUGUCGAAUGUCUGAAAGUAAAGAAUGAUCAAAAAGAGGCGCAGUUACGUAUUGGUGAACUGGAAACACAAAUGCAGUAUUUGACAAGCGCCAAAGAUCAGAAUGAUGAAAACACGUAUUUUAACGCAACACUGCUGAACAGAAUAAAACGACAAACGUCAGCAGCAGUUGCAGGCUGCAAUUGCAAUGGGCGUGAUGGUAGAGAUGGAUUAGUUGGACCACAAGGGCCACCCGGCCCAGAAGGCAAACCAGGUCCCCAGGGUUGCAAUUGUAAUGGCCGUGAUGGUAGAGAUGGAUUAGUUGGACCACAAGGGCCACCCGGCCCAGAAGGCAAACCAGGUCCCCAGGGUUGCAAUUGUAAUGGUCGUGAUGGUAGAGAUGGAUUAGUUGGACCACAAGGGCCACCCGGCCCAGAAGGCAAACCAGGUCCCCAAGGUACCCCGGGGGCAAAAGGUACACCUGGAGUUCAGGGAGCUGCUGGCAGAGAUGGUAGGGAUGGUGUAAUUGGACAGGGCUUAUCCAUUAGUGAUAUGAGUAACUUACUUGAACAGCUACAUAUUGCUGCACCAUACAGUAACAAAUCCACUGGUGCGCAGGGUCCCCCUGGUCCCCGAGGCCCAAGAGGUUUAGCAGGUGGCGCUGUUUAUACAAGAUGGGGGAGAACCACAUGCCCAAGUGGUGUUGAGAAAGUGUAUUCAGGUAUCAUCGGAAAAUCACAUUAUACUUCCACGGGAUCAGGAGGUAACUAUCUGUGUCUACCUAAGGAACCUGAAUGGGGAUACACUAUGGCUGGUGCACAGUCAAAUACUCAUAUCUAUGGAGUAGAGUAUGAGCUUCCCUAUGCAAACAAUCCGUUUCUUACUGACAACUUCCCCGACCCUACACAACCGGCUAGUUGGCUUCAUAACCAUGAUGCAGUAUGUGCUGUUUGUAGAGUCCCCGAGAGGAGCAGCCAUUUUAUGCUCCCUGCAAUGAAAUCGUGCCCUGAUUCUUGGACUAAGGAAUACAGUGGAUACUUAAUGAGUGAACGUAACUCCCAUCAAAAGUCUGAAUUUAUUUGCGUUGAUGAAGCUCCCGAAGCUGAUGAAGGAGGUCAUGAAAACAAAGAUGGGGGUCUUCUGUAUGUGGUAGAAGCCAUUUGCGGUGCUCUCCCUUGUCCGAAAUAUAUCAAUGGAUAUGAACUCACGUGUGCUGUAUGCACGAAGUAA
Owenia fusiformis is the source of this 1651-nucleotide messenger RNA. NCBI's taxonomy places the organism in Eukaryota, Metazoa, Annelida, Polychaeta, Sabellida, Oweniidae. The record is from the annotation of a GenBank genome assembly.